GAAUGGAUGUAUAAAAGGCCGAUAAUCAAUAUGAACGUAGAUCGAUGGAAGACCUAUGUUCGUAGUUCACCACGAAAUUAUUCUAUGGUUGUUAUGUUUACCGCACUCUCGGCCGGUGUCAAUUGCCCUAUUUGCAAGCCGGCUUAUGAUGAAUUUUACAUAAUGGCUAAUUCGUAUCGCUAUGCUUAUCCGGAACUGAAAGCACUGUAUUUCGGGAUGGUUGACUACGAGGAGGCGCCGCAAAUUUAUCAGCAGAUGAAUUUGAACGUUGCACCGGUGCUUUAUCAUUUCCCAGCGAAA
Gongylonema pulchrum is the source of this 300-nucleotide messenger RNA. The record is from the annotation of a GenBank genome assembly. Lineage: Eukaryota; Metazoa; Nematoda; Chromadorea; Rhabditida; Gongylonematidae.